CUGGAUGACUGUCCCUUUUGUUCAUGGAAACUCACAACUGAGAAUGGUGUGGCCGCUUCUAAGUUCCAACUUCCACUUUGAUUUUAUUCCAGUCAGUCUGUUCAACAUGUUUUUGUCUUGUUGAAAUACAACCAUUCAGUUGGAUUUGAAAUGUUUGUAAGUACCAUCACUUUCCUUCUUGGGUGAACUUCAAUCAUGAAUUGCCUCAGUGUGGUAUUAUCCAAUUUCAACCCCCCUUUUGUGCAUGUUACGUUUAUUUGGCAGGUUUACUAAUAAUCUGACACUUGAGUGACUUGGAUAACCUGAUCUGAAGAAGCAUUAGGAACCAGUCACACUGAUUGUUCGAUGUACUCCUGGAGUUUUUGCAUGUCCUAGCAUUGAAACAUAACAUUAUCAUGAUUGUUGUCUCAGUGGGCUCACAUGAAUAAGAUCCUGUAUAACCAUUAAUGUUAUUCUUCCUUUUGUACUAGUAAAUCAAAAUUACGAACAUCCACUACCGAUCUAUUUGGUAUUUUGGUGCAUGUCUUCCCCCAGCCCAGGUAAGAAGGUAACUCCAAUUUUGACGGUGCAAUUUUCUUUGUGUAUGACUUUUGGAUGCUCCCUAUUUAUCAGAAAUUAUAAUCAGGGAGUCCCAUUAUAGAUCCGCUCUGCAAUACCAUGAAAUAUCUUUUAUGGACCUUCAGUUGUGCUGGUAAACUAAAGUGGGAACUCUCUACAAGUCAGAAGCUUAUCUUGUGUUAUGUGUUAUCAAUGUUCAGUUUCUGUACUGGUUUCUACAGUAAUUAGUCAUGUUAACUCAGGUGCAUUGCCAAGUGUUACGCUUAAUAUGACGAUUUCAUUAAUUUUCCCUUUUAAAUUGCUUAAAUGUGCUAUUUUAAUUUUAUCCUUGAAAUGUAAGUAGAAGACAGCAGAAUUGUGAUAAACCUCUUCCUAGGCAUCUAUUAGGAUGCAGCAACUGUACAUCAGUUUGUAUUUAAUGCACAAACAUCAGUUUUGAGCUUUUGCCCCUACUGUGGCUGCCCCUUUCCUUCUUGUACUGCCACGUAGCAGCAACAUCACAUUUUAUGGCAAGCAACUUACAAAAUGAUGCAACCAUUGGGCUAUAAAAUGGAGGAAUUGUAAAUGCAUUUUUUUUGUACAGCCGAAAGAAAAACGAUCCCAGCAUCAAAUGCAUCUCUUUUCCCAGAACAAAUGCCUGAAACAUUCUUUCCUGCUUAGGCCUGGCUGGCUCUGACCUGAUCAGUGGCUAGCCAUACCCUAUCUGUUCACUCAGUUUGACAGCCAUAAUCAAGAAAAUCUUCCCAAGUAUGUCGAAGCAGAGCAGUGGCAGUGUGUGUUCAGUGCUCAUGCUCAGAAGAAAACGAUUCAUUGAAAAAAUUGAAGAGGAUGGUUUUCAGUUCCCAGUCUAUUCCUCUCCCUAAUUAAUCAGUUUUACUUCCCUGUCCACAGUGGGUCUUAAUUCACAUAAUAUGUGCCUUGAAGUGUUGAAUGCGGCUUGUGACUUUUGGGUUCUCCAUACAGCCAUCCUAUUUAUCUGUGAGACUGUGACCUUUGCGCUAGCACUGCUCAGAACAUCCCUCUGAAUCCGUGGCAACCAGCAUUCUUGCAGAAGUCCUGGAGUGAUCAGAGGAUGGACAAGUCUUGCACACGAUGCAAGGAUUACGUCGCACAUCAAUAUUGGGACCACAUGGAUAAUCGGAAAAAGCGUUUCUUUAAGCUUAUGCUUGGCAAUUUCAGGAAUGGAGUGACCAUACCAGAGAAGUUUGUGCGCAGUGUUGGAGGAAUGAUCUCUGAACUAGUCAAACUAGAAACCCCAGAUGGUAAUACAUAUAAUGUUCAUAUUGCCAAGGAACUGAAUAAUCUAGUCCUUCGAUCUGGAUGGUCAAAAUUUGCCAGUGUUUAUGAGCUUCAAGAGGGUGACCUUUUGAGGUUCAAAUACAAUGGGGACUCCCACUUCAAAGUUGAGAUCUAUGAUCCAAGUGCUUGCGAGAAAGAGAUAUACUGCGUUGUAAUGAACCACAAUCCAGGUCUCCAAAAACGGAGCGUUCCUCAUGAUAAUCAAAUGUUAUCACCGGAGGGUGAAAGGCUAGCAAAGCGUCAGAAUGGUUGCUGCAGCGACGGUUGCAAAACUUCAGAGAUGAAUCCAGCAGGCUCUCCACACAAACCAACUAAAAAGGAAGUCCCAUCUUCUGAAGAUGCCAGGAGUUCGGGUGAACGUAAGACUUUCACCAGGUCUCACUAUUUCUUGGCAACAGGGUGCAACCUGACUGAUGCACAUAAGGUGGAAGUCGACAAAAUUGAACAAAAUAUCAGGCCCGAGAUUCCACUAUAUGUCAAAACCAUGUCCAGUGCCAGUCUGGUUGAUGGAUUUCUGGUCAUAUCUCAUAUGCAAAGAUGACGCUAUCAAACACCUUCCACGCAAAGACGAAUUCAUCACACUUUGUCAUGCCAGUCAUAGCAAGACAUGGGGUGCUCAUUACAAUAUCAAUGCUGAUGAUACAUAUCAUCUUUCUGCCGGCUGGUUGAGAUUUGUCGAUGACAACCAGUUGCAAAAAGGCGAUACUUGCGUGUUUGAAGUAUUAAAGAGGCAGAGAAGUUUCACAAUGGCAGUUCAUCUGCUUAAAGCAAGCCAUCAUCAACCGCCAGGAUUUCCCACUUCUUCCAAUAGUCUUAGGCCUGAAGUCAAGAGUUUUAGGCCUGAAGAUAAAGUGAGGUUGUCACGAUUCACCACUCUGGAGGGCCUGCUGAAGACUAAAGUAUAUGAGAAAGUAGAAGCUAUUAAGCCUGAAAUCCCUGUUUUCGUGUCUAUCAUGAUGAAAACCAAUGUUAGCAGCAGAACCCCCAGUUUGGCCUUCAGUCUGGAUUAUGCCAAAUAUUUUCUCCCUGGUGAGAACCAAAUUUUCAGGCUUCAUCGGCCCGGGGAAAGCGCUCCAUGGAAAGCUGAAUUCAGGAGCUUUGGUUCAAGGCGUUGGCUUGUUAAAGGCUGGGAGCAGUUUGUCAUCGACAACGAACUGGAACUAGAUGAUGUCUGCCUCUUCGAGCGGAUUGAAAACAAGAAGAAGCUCAGGAUGAUGGUCCACAUCAUCCGAAAAGAAGAGUACUGUUGAUUUGCUCCCUUUUCUGCCUGUGCUUUUGUAACCGGGAAGUUUAGUAUUGUCAGUGGAUUUUGUGUUAGAAUUUCCCGAUGAUCAAUGUCCCUGCUGACUCAUCCGACAAAAUCUCUGAAUGUGCCUCUGUUACAAACUAAAUUACCUAGAUAUGAUGUUACUAAGUUGUUAAUUAGUUUGUGUUAUAGAAUUAUGAGCACUUCCUAUUUUAAUUUUAAAUAUCAGUAUUAAGAUACUUCAGAUAUUCGUUGGGGGACAUAUCCUCAUAAAAUGCACAAAUUCUGGCAAUCCCACGAAAUGUAUGUGUAAAAAUUCGAGAAGUUAUGUAUUGUUCUACAUUCAUGCGAAAAUUUAACUUAAGAUUGAAGUACUCUACCAGUGAGAAAGAAAAAGACAGUACUGACAGUACUUGGCAAACUAUUCAAUUUCACCAAGCAUUGGUUCUUGGAUUUUUCAAUCUUCCAAUGCCUAUGUUAAUAUGUUUUUGUAAAACCUCUAAUGCCUAUGUACUGUAUGUUAAUAGUAUUGUCAAUGGAUUUGCUGGGUCACUUCUCUUACAAUUGUGUGCUGCAACCAGGAGGCAAUUAGCUAAGAUCAGAGUCACUUUGAUUACAGUUACUUCAUGACAUAAUUUAUGGUACUUGAAUGAAUCACUGUAAGGAAAUAAAUUCUGAGCACUGUCCACUCAACUUACUAGUACUACCAACUUACCUCUCCCCAAGAUGAAAUUAAACAUAGCACAAAUCUGCCCUGGUGACCCCACCUUUCAGUAGGCGAGGUCCAUGAAUACCCAGCGUCCACUGGUCUCCACUGAGCUGUAACUUAUAGGUGAAAUCUAUUUAGGUAUGCAGUUACUCUUCUCACCCUCACCAAAGAACUACUACUAAUAGUCUCGUCAGCCAGCAGAACUCUCACUCAUCAGGAAGAAUCAGGGAAUGCAUGAAGAGCAAGGCAAGCCCAACUCUCUCUCUCUCUCUCUCUAUCUCGCUCUCUCUCUCUCUCUCUCUCUGCCGUGGCUGAGGAUGUUGCUUGUGUGAUUGUUGAAUGGCAGAUGAGAUGAUGGGUGAGAAAGGGUGUGAGAGCUGCAAGAAGUGGCAGGAGCACUACUACUGGGAGCACAUGGACGUGAGCAAGACCAAGUUCUUCAAGCUCAUGACACAAGAUUCCCAGCAGCGCUUUCGCAUACCGGACAAGUUUGCGAGCAGCUUCAUCAGGCAGACGCAGAGCUCGCAGGGAUUUGACCUGGAAGCACCAAGCGGCGAAACAUGGCAUGUGGGUGUUACCAAGGUUGCCAAUGACCUGUUCUUCAGUUCGGGAUGGGGAGAUUUUGUCAAGGCUCAUGAACUGCAGGAGAAUGACCUCCUGGUCUUCACAUUCAGCGGCAACUCCUCUUUUGAGGUCCUCAUCUUCGAUGCGACCGGUUGCGAGAAACUGUCUUCUCUCUUCGCUGGCGCUGGUAUGCACAAACAUUUUGAUGGUAUGGUGGGUCAACAGGUUGAGCAAUACUCUCCGAGUGAUGAUUCUGAUGAAGACGACGACAAUGAUGAUGAUGAUGACGAUGACGACGAUGAUACAAGUGUACCGUCUCAGUUGAUUGAAUCCCCUCACAAGGUUUCCACUUUAAGGAAAUUCAGUGGAAAGACCAAACCAAGGAAAGAGCUUCGUGAAUCACCAAACAGUAGCAGCUCAUGCGAUGUUAAGCAUGAGGAAACUGAGGAAGAGGAGAGUGAUGAUGACACAUAUGCUGACUUCGACUACUGCUACUCGAGGGCUGCGAAGCAACUACCCGACGACGAAAAAAGUGAAAUAAUCGGGCUGGCUUCGAUCCAACCGGGCAAUCCAGCAUUCAUGACAGUUCUGCUGAGGGCCCACCUGCAACACAAGAACAAUUUUCUGGUCAUCCCCAGUGAAUUUGUAGACGAACAUCUCCACAUGAGAUCACAUGAGGUUGUGCUCCUCAGGCCAAACAGAGAAGAGAGGUGGCAUGUCAGGUACUACCAGGGGAGCUCCAGCAGAGGCUUCAGGGGCCAACCUUGGGCCAAGUUCGUCCGUGAAAAUGAACUGCGCGAGGGGGAUGUCUGCGUCUUUGAGCUGAUCAAAGGCGCGAGGAAUGAGAAGAAGCUGGCGAGGACUACGAUGGCCAUCCAUGUCGCCAGGAGGAGGAAGUCCAACGGCCGGUUUGCCUUAGUGGACUAAGUUCCUGCAGUGUGGGAAGUGCGCUGAAUAUUUUGGCAUGUAAUAUGCAGUGUAGAUAUGUGCAAGUGCCUAGUACUGAAACCUGCUGAACUGGGAGUUCUUAGCUGGUGUGAGCCGUGUGCUGAAUGUUUCUGAACCGGAGGGGAAAUCACCACUGAUCUUCAUCAACAAUGUCUUUCCGCUGCCCGCCAUUAGAUGUGAGUAGUGCACCUCCAAGACUAAGGGUUCAUAGUUUUAUGUAUAUGGUAAGAUCUGUCUUUGUGUUUCUAAUGUUUAGAUGACAUGAGCUGCCCUUUGUACUACCUCACUAAGGGUAAAACACUGCAUAACUCCUUGACAGUGGAUGUUAUGUCUUCAACUA
Messenger RNA from Aegilops tauschii subsp. strangulata, 5664 nucleotides. RefSeq names its product B3 domain-containing protein Os12g0592300. Gene Ontology annotation, molecular function: DNA binding. NCBI's taxonomy places the organism in Eukaryota, Viridiplantae, Streptophyta, Magnoliopsida, Poales, Poaceae. The record is from RefSeq and is a predicted model, not a curated record.